AUGGGUAAGACAACCGUUGCCAAAGCGGUUUUUAACCGAAUAUACAAUGAAUUUGAAACAAGUUGUUUCUUAGAAAAUGUGAGAGAAAAAUCAACAAAGGAUGGUUUAGCUAAAUUGCAAGAACUUCUCAAAGAGUCCCUAAAGGAUAAUAGUAUAAGCAUAUCAAGUUCGGAUAGGGGAAUCAAUCUAAUAAAGCAUAGACUUCAGUGCAAAAAGAUUCUUAUAGUUCUUGAUGAUGAGGAGCAAUUACAAAAUUUAGUUGGAGUAAGAGAGAAUUGGUUUGGUUCAGGAAGUAGGAUUAUCAUAACAACUAGGAAUGAAUGGUUAUUGACAAAGUAUGGUGUUAAAAGAUGCAAGGUUGACCUAUUCGAUGACAAUGAAGCACUUCAACUUUUCAGUUGGCAUGCAUUCAAGUUGAACAAUCCUGUACAAGAAUUUCGAGCCCUCUCACACCGUGUAAUAAAGUAUGCCCAAGGACUUCCAUUAGCUUUUCAAGUUCUGAGAUCUCAUUUGUGUCAAAGAAGCAAAAAAUACUGGGUAAGUGAAUUGGAUGAUAUGGAAAGCAAACUUCACCAGAAAAUUCACGAUGUUCUUAAGAGAAGUUUUGAUGGCCUCGAUAAAAAUCAAAAGUCAAUAUUCCUCAAUAUUGCGUGUUUUUCCAAAGGAUAUGACAAAAGCAUUGCAAUGGAUUAUUUUGAGAGUAGUAAAUCUCAAUCAGAAUGUGGAAUAGAAGCUCUUAUUGAGAGGUCCCUAAUCACUAAAUCGAAAUAUAACAAUCUUUUGAUGCAUGAUUUGAUACAAGAAAUGGGUCGAGAAAUUGUGACAAAUAAUAUUGAAGGCAUUUUGUUACCAAAAGUCAGCGAUAUGCAUGGUUUGAUACCGAUACGAGAUCUGGAUGAUAAGUUUCGAGAUCUGUAUGAUUUUAUAGGACAAGAAUUUGAUCAAAAAAUUGUUGAUCAAGAAUCUAAAGAUCCGUAUCUUGGAGAAUGUUUGCCACUUCCAAGAAGUCUUGUUCGUCUUGAAUUACCAUAUGGCCUCAUCAAACAAAUUGAGGAACCAAAGAAUUUAAAAUUCAUUGAUCUUCGUUAUUGCACGAAAUUGAAAAAGACUCCUAAUUUGUCCCUAUUUCCAAGUUUGGAGGCAUUGAUUCUUGAAGAUUGCGGAAGUCUAAUUGAGGUUCAUCCGUCCAUUAAAUUUCAUGAAAGACUUGCUAAGUUAAGUUUCAAGAGAUGCCAAAAUCUGAAGAGCCUUACAAGAAGUAUUAAUUUUCAAUCUCUCAGAUCGCUUAAAAUCCAAGGCUGCUCAAAACUUGAGAAGUUUCCAGUGAUGUAA
Molecule: messenger RNA, 1332 nt
Organism: Cornus florida
Lineage: Eukaryota; Viridiplantae; Streptophyta; Magnoliopsida; Cornales; Cornaceae
Product: disease resistance protein RUN1-like
Exons: 4
Coding region: 1-1332 (443 amino acids)
Biological process (GO): defense response
Molecular function (GO): ADP binding
Source: RefSeq, a predicted model, not a curated record